ACAACUCCCGGCAGGAGGCGCACGCGCGUGCGCGGUGCGAGCGCCAGGGUAGGCAGCAUGGCUGCCCUGCGCUGGGGCCGAGGUGCGGCGGGGCUCAGCAGGGCGCUGCGGUCCCCGGGCCGCCCCUGCACCACGACCAAAGAAGGAAUCCUCGAUGGCCUCUGGGGCCCCAGAUUGAACUCGUCCGCCAGCCCCUGUGAGCAGGAACGCCGGAAGGACUGGGGCCAUGUCGAACUGCUGGAGGUGCUGGAGGCCCGGGUGCGGCAGCUGCAGGCUGAGAGCGUGUCCGAAGUGACCGUGAAGAGGGUGGAGGUUGCUCGGGUCCCGGCUGACGGCGGCAAGGCGGGUGGCACUGCACCCCCUGCGAAGGCCCGGGUGCAGCCGAGCGGGGCCUGGGCCCGGAAGCUGGAACGGGACCGGCAGCUGCUGCAGAGGCAGCAGGCACUGUUGAAGGAGGAGGCGCGGGGGCGCAGUCCGCUCCCCGCCCCCAGGCCCAAGCCCAGUGUCAAGGCUGAGGCCAAGGCCAAGGGCAGGCCCAAGCCCGAGGCCAUGGGUAAGGCUGUGGCCAGGUCAGCAGCUGCCCUAGAGGGCAAGGCCAAGCAUUCCGCUGGGUGCGUGCUGCCCCCCACCGAGCCCCAGCCAGAGUCCCAGCAGUACGGGUGGAUGGGACUGGAGCCCCAGCAGGGCACCUGGGAGCAUCGCGAGUGGGAGCGCCUGCAGCCCUGGGAGACCUCCCUGCUGCCCUGCCUGCCGCCCGCCGCCUCCCCACCGCCUGGCAGCGGCAGCAGCGCCCAGGCCUCCUCGGAACUGAGGGCGAAGGAAAAGGCCCAGCAGAACAGGCUCCAGACCUUCCUGGAGGGCUGUCUGGCCACCGGGCAGGUGGGCCUUGCCCACCACAUGCUGGUCUGCUACUUCACCAGGCCGAGGAGGCAGCGGCUGCUCGUCCCGGCCAUGUUCAAUACCGUCAUGCGUGGCUGGGCUCAGGAGGGCUCCUACAAGGAGCUGGUGUCAGUGCUGAUCAUGAUGAGGCACCUGGGCUUUGCCCCAGACCUGCUCUCCUACACCUCCAUCCUGCAGUGCAUGGGGCGGGUGGACCAGGACGUCACUACCAUCCGAAGGUGUCUGCAGCAGAUGGCCCGGGAUGGUCUGCAGCUUGAGCAGCUGUUCUCGGAGGAGAGCCUUUCCCCAGAGGAGCGGGCCGCACUGCUGCGUGCCGUGCUCAAGGCCAAGCCCAACUUCCGCCUGCCACAGCCCUGCCCACAGGUCAGCCCCGUGGAGCUGCUCCAAGAGGUCUACGCCAAGGACGGCCCCGUGUCCUACCCAAGGCUGCACCUGCCCCUGGCAGAACUGCAGGCCCUGUUCCGGCAGCAGCUGCACGUGGAGCUGGCCGGCAGCAUGCCGGUGGAGUCCGUGGAGAAGGUCUCCCCAACCCAGGAGAUCCUCCAGGCGCGCAAGAACCUGGCGGCCCUGCGCAAGACAUGGGAGGCCGAGCUGCACAGCCAGCUGCGGGCCACCAAGGCCAACCUGGCUCAGAGGUCACGCCGGGGUACUGUCACGCUCUACCCCUUCCUGUGCGUGCUCCCCGAGGAGGAGCUGGUGCAGAUCCUCCUACAGGUCCUGUUCUCGCUGCCCGCCCAGGGCGAACCCUUCGUGCACACAGCGCACCGGGUGGCCCUGCAGACCUUCCAGCGCCACAUCCUGCGGCAGAGGUCAUGCCGUGGCCACCUGCAGGCGCUGGAGCAACGCUAUGCCAAAUACCUGCGACUGCUGGCCUCCGACACCCAGGUGGCCGAGCCCUGCCUGCCGCGGCAGCACUGGGAAGCGCUGGGGCCACCUGAGCCCCCGCCGCCACAGCCUUGGCCACUGCUGGAGCUGCUGCUGCUCGGCAAGCUGCUCCUGGAGACCCUGGUGCAGGUGACGCGGCUGCCGGCCAGCCUGGCCUCCCAGCCCACGGCCGGCCACUCGGUGCCAGUGCUGUUCCACGUCUACACCUUCCGCGGCGUCCGCCAGAUCGGCCUGCUGAGGCCGCACCCCGCCUUCGUCCGGCUGGUGGAGGACAGCAAGGCGUCCACACUGACCUUCGAGGCCACGGACAUGCCCAUGCUGUGCCCGCCGCUGCCCUGGAGCUCCUCGCAGGCUGGGGGCUUCCUGCUGAGCCCCACUAAGCUGAUGCGCUCCAUAGGGGGCUCCCAGCAGCACCAGCAGCGGCUGGAGAGCUGCCCGCCCGCACAGCUGCAUGGUGCCCUGGAUGCCCUCACGCAGCUGGGCAACUGCGCCUGGCGUGUCAAUGGCCGCCUGCUGGACCUGGUGCUCGAGGUCUUCCUGGACAAGGGCUGUGCCCGCCUGGGCGUUCCACCGCCCGUCUCUGAGGCGCCGCGCCCACCCCUGGACCAGCUGGCGCCCGACACACAGCCCCACCUCAAGGCUCAGCUGCGGCAGGAGGUGGCCCGGUGCCUGAAGGUGGCCCGUGAGAUGCACGGGCUGCGGCAGGAGGCCCUAUACCGCCUGUCACUGGCCCAGCAUCUGCGGGACCGUGUCUUCUGGCUGCCCCACAACAUGGACUUCCGGGGCCGCACCUACCCCUGCCCGCCCCACUUCAACCACCUGGGCAGCGACCUGGCACGGGCCUUGCUGGAGUUCGCUCAGGGCCGCCCACUCGGGCCCCGAGGCCUCGACUGGCUCAAGAUCCACCUGGUCAACCUCACUGGGCUCAAGAAGCGCGAGCCUCUGCACGCCCGCCUGGCCUUUGCCGACGCCAUGAUGGAUGACAUCCUGGAUUCCGCCGAGCGGCCCAUGACGGGCCGGAAGUGGUGGAUGGAAGCCGACGAUCCCUGGCAGACGCUGGCCUGCUGCAUGGAGGUGGCGCGGGCUGUGCAGUCCCCGGACCCCGCAGCCUACGUCUCCCACCUGCCGGUUCACCAGGACGGCUCCUGCAACGGCCUGCAGCACUACGCUGCCCUGGGCCGAGACAGCGUGGGCGCCGCUUCCGUUAACCUGGCGUCCUCGGAUGUGCCACAGGACGUGUACAGUGGGGUGGCCGCACAGGUGGAGGUGUUCCGCGCCCAGGACGCACAGAAGGGCGUGAAGGUGGCCCAGGUGCUAGAGGGCUUCAUUGGCCGCAAGGUGGUCAAGCAGACGGUCAUGACUGUGGUCUACGGGGUCACCCUGUAUGGUGGGCGCCUGCAAAUCGAGAAGCGCCUCCGUGAGCUCCCCACCUUCCCGCAGGUCUUUGUAUGGGAGGCCUCCCGUUACCUGGUGCACCUGGUCUUCAAGAGCCUGCGGGAAAUGUUCUCGGGCACCCGAACUAUCCAGCACUGGCUGACCCAGAGUGCACGGCUAAUCUCCCAGGCGGGCUCAGCUGUGGAGUGGGUGACGCCCCUAGGUAUCCCCAUCAUCCAGCCCUAUCAUCGGGAGUCCAAGCUGGUGAUCAGAGGCGGUCUCCAGAGCGUCACCUGGAACAGCUCCGUGGAUUCUAGCCAGCAGCCCAACACGCUGAAGCAGAAGAACGGCUUCCCGCCCAACUUCAUCCACUCACUGGAUUCCUGCCACAUGAUGCUCACAGCCCUGCACUGCUACAGGAAGGGCCUGACCUUCGUCUCUGUCCAUGACUGCUUCUGGACGCAUGCAUGUGACGUCUCCAUCAUGAACGAGGUGUGCCGCGAGCAGUUUGUCAGGCUGCACAGCCAGCCCAUCCUGGAGGACCUGGCUGCCUUCUUGGAGCGGCGCUUCUGCCGGGAGGAUGAGGACGGCGCCCAGGCCCAGGGUGACACUGGGCACAGCGCCAAGCUGCUGGAGAUGCUGCGUGCCGUGCCCCAGAAAGGAGACUUCGACCUGCAGCAGGUGAAGGGCUCCACCUACUUCUUCAGCUGACCAGCGCCCGCCCCUGCACAGUGUAAAUAAAGUCUGUCCCCCCUCA
Messenger RNA from Cavia porcellus (domestic guinea pig), 3916 nucleotides. It is a transcript of the gene Polrmt, whose product is annotated as RNA polymerase mitochondrial. Gene Ontology annotation, cellular component: mitochondrial DNA-directed RNA polymerase complex. Gene Ontology annotation, biological process: mitochondrial transcription. The transcript is spliced from 21 exons. Gene Ontology annotation, molecular function: mitochondrial promoter sequence-specific DNA binding; DNA-directed RNA polymerase activity; protein binding. The record is from RefSeq and is a predicted model, not a curated record. NCBI's taxonomy places the organism in Eukaryota, Metazoa, Chordata, Mammalia, Rodentia, Caviidae. Bases 58 to 3870 code for a protein of 1270 amino acids.